AAUUAACAACGAAGCAAUCCCUCUUUCGUUUUCAUCCCUCUCCCUUCAAUUCUCCGUCUUCCCAAUUCUUCGAAAGUUAAUUCACAGAGGGGGGGAAAACAUAUCACAAUUCAGAACCCAAACUCCUCACUCGAAUCGAUCCGUCGAUCUCUCCGAUGGCCACGAUCGGCAACAGCAAUCUCAAUGCCAAGCUCGUUUUGUUGGGGGAUAUGGGAGCGGGGAAGUCCAGCCUCGUGUUGCGAUUCGUUAAGGGCCAGUUCCUUGAAUUCCAGGAAUCGACAAUUGGAGCCGCGUUCUUCUCGCAGACGUUGGCGGUGAACGAUGCGACGGUGAAGUUCGAGAUUUGGGACACUGCGGGUCAAGAGAGGUACCAUAGCUUGGCGCCUAUGUAUUAUAGAGGAGCUGCUGCUGCUGUUAUUGUGUAUGAUAUUACUAGCGCGGAGUCGUUUGAGAGAGCUAAGAAGUGGGUGCAAGAGCUACAGAAGCAAGGUAAUCCAAACAUGGUUACUGCUCUUGCUGGAAAUAAAGCUGAUUUGGAAGAGAAAAGGAAGGUGGAAACUGAGGAAGCACGCAAGUAUGCUGAUGAAAAUGGUCUCUUUUUCAUGGAAACUUCUGCCAAGACAGCCAUAAACGUGAAUGACAUAUUUUAUGAAAUAGCGAGAAGGUUACCUCGUGCUCAGCCAGCUCAGCAACCAACAGGGAUGGUCCUCGACAGACCUGCUGAGCAAACACGAAGUUCAGCAUGCUGUUCUUCUUAGGAUACUUGUUCUUCGAAUACUUGAAUAGCAAGUUGAAUGGCUGGAGGACCUUGGUGUUGGUAAGUUGUGAAGUGAAAACUGGGAAGCUUUGUGUAAAUGCACUUCUCUGUUGUUUCUCUCUCUUUGUGGCGUUUGUAAAUGAGUAUGUACUUAUCUCAUAAUAAAUAUUUGUCUUUUGCUAUUACCAAAUUGUCUACGUCUUACCUAUAUACAUUUUUUAUGGUUGAGAUGUUAAAUGAAAGGAUGAUGUGUACUUAAUCUUCCUUCCAAUAGUCUGAAUGACCAAAAUUGUUUCAUUUGCUA
Asparagus officinalis (garden asparagus) is the source of this 1061-nucleotide messenger RNA. RefSeq names its product ras-related protein RHN1-like. The record is from RefSeq and is a predicted model, not a curated record. Lineage: Eukaryota; Viridiplantae; Streptophyta; Magnoliopsida; Asparagales; Asparagaceae. Gene Ontology annotation, molecular function: GTP binding; GTPase activity. Bases 156 to 758 code for a protein of 200 amino acids. The transcript is spliced from 8 exons.